Messenger RNA from Cataglyphis hispanica, 618 nucleotides. RefSeq lists its product as uncharacterized. The transcript has a single exon. Lineage: Eukaryota; Metazoa; Arthropoda; Insecta; Hymenoptera; Formicidae. The record is from RefSeq and is a predicted model, not a curated record. Bases 1 to 618 code for a protein of 205 amino acids.
AUGAAUGACAAUCCGGGUAUCGUGUGCUUCCGUCAUUGCCCGAGAAAAAAUGUAUUCUGCAAGCGCGUUCCGAUGAUAUGUCCAGCUUGCUCAUCGCGAAUACAAGACUUCAUCGUAGAUCCAUUUCGUAUCCCGUAUCCGUUCGUGAACGCCACUCAUUAUCCAACCAGCAUCGUCAUUCGACCUUCAUGCGGUAGUUUUCUCGACGAUUACAAUGUAACGGGUGACGAUUUGCAUGUCGGAAUAGUUGAUUCGGACGGAGGCAUCGUUGAAUUCGAUAAAGACGGACUGAUAGCGAAUGACGUCGACAGGUGGACCGAUUGCAUCGCCUUCCAGGUUGUAUCGGUCGCCUGGACCGUUCGAUGGGAUGAAACGCUAUCAUUCAUGUCAAAAGAUGAUAGAUGGAAAUCGAUCAACUACGAUGAUAUCAAUAUGAAUUGCUUUGACUUUGUUUUGGAAUUUCUCAAUAAUCUAGGAUACGAGAAUCUCAAGUUUGCGAGCAAGGUAGAUUUAUGCGAGCGAUUGAUACUAUCGAAAAUUCAAAAUGCAAUCAGAUAUAAUUCAUUAUAUAGGGCCUUGAAGCAUCAGGAGUAUUUGUUAUCGGAUCAUCAUUCUUGA